UUGACGCAGACAGGUUGUUCCCAAUUCGGUCGUUCACCAUGGCAAAGGUGUCUUUCAUUUCGAUCGUCCUGUGCGCAUUGGCUUCAUUGAGCGUUUCGUUCGCUGAGCCGAGCACGUACGGUGCUAUGCCUCCACCUGCCAUGUAUCCUCCUCCGGCCAAAUACGAAGCUCCUCCACCAGCUCCUACUCCAGCCCCAGCUAAAUACGAAGCUCCAGCCCCAGCCCCGGUCAAGUACGAAGCUCCAGCCCCAGCCCCGGUCAAGUACGAAGCUCCAGCCCCGGUCAAGUACGAAGCUCCAGCCCCGGUCAAGUACGAAGAGAAGAAAGAGAAAUAUCCGAUGAAAACGGAAUACAAGAAGAUGGAAUACGGUGGCAAGAAGUACAGACGUUCAGUUGCCGGAGACGAGAAAGAAGAAGCGAAGAACGACGUCAAACAAGAUGUGACGGCAUCAGCGAAAAGAGUUCAACGUCUGAGAGAUGCCGUCAUGAAGGACAUCGUUUCCGAUCCGAUUUGGGGUCUGCGUUUCGGCUUUCGUCGCUAUCCUUAUUUCGGAUUGGGUUACCGUCGAUUUCCCUAUUACGGAUUGGGUUAUCGCCGUUUUGGCUAUCGUCGUUUCUGGGAUGGCGAACAGGAUUCCGCCGCACAGACCUCUAGCCAUUUCGAUAUGGAGAACGAUGACCAUCUAGCGGAAAGCGACGCCGUUUCAACUCCUAAACGUAAUUGGUUGACUGAGGAUGACCUGGACGAAAUGAUGGACGCAGCUCCUCAAGGCCGGUGGUGGGCACCGCAGGAAAUGGACGAAAUGAUGGACGCUGCUCCUAAACGAAAAUGGCGGUCUCCGGAAGAGUUUGACGAUCUGAUGGAUCCAAUCGCGAUGGGCACCCGUUGCAUCUGGAUGGGUGGUCGUCUUAUUUGUUAACUCCUGGUUCAUUGUUUUUCGAUUUGCCAACCGGACUCCCCGCAUUUAUUGAACUGAAUUUUUCCUAUCCUUCUUUCGCAUUUGAUGUUGGCUGCGAUGUCGUUCAUUACGAUCGGUGAAUAC
This is a messenger RNA of Daphnia magna, 1043 nucleotides long. RefSeq lists its product as uncharacterized. The record is from RefSeq and is a predicted model, not a curated record. The transcript has 2 exons. The coding region runs from base 39 to 920 and encodes 293 amino acids. NCBI's taxonomy places the organism in Eukaryota, Metazoa, Arthropoda, Branchiopoda, Diplostraca, Daphniidae.